Messenger RNA from Exophiala oligosperma, 2518 nucleotides. RefSeq lists its product as uncharacterized. The transcript has a single exon. Gene Ontology annotation, biological process: xenobiotic detoxification by transmembrane export across the plasma membrane. Gene Ontology annotation, molecular function: fluconazole transmembrane transporter activity. The coding region runs from base 315 to 2165 and encodes 616 amino acids. Lineage: Eukaryota; Fungi; Ascomycota; Eurotiomycetes; Chaetothyriales; Herpotrichiellaceae. The record is from RefSeq and is a predicted model, not a curated record.
UUUGGAUGUGAAAUCCUCCCAGAUAAUGACAUCGAAAAUGCUCCGAUGUACCAUACAAAGUGUCUAGUCCUCCAAGUCUCAAAAAGUAGGUAUAUAGGACCAGUCGAUUGCUCCUCUACAAACUCUCUCGUCUUCCAUCGUUCCCAAGCAGCACAGUCUUCUAAGGCGAGUGGUUCUACUCUCUUCAGCCUUACUCCCCUUCCAUCAUCAUACUCCCACUUUGCCUACCUACCUCUUUUUACCAUUUUCCUUGAUUUACCCACUGCCACCGAAAACUCCAUUCACGGCAAAGUCAUCUGGACACAAAAACACAAAUGUCCGCCCUCUUGCGUGAUGCCCCGGUGGGCCAAGUCAUCCGCUGGGUGACCGGCUCUAAAUACUUCCAAUACCCAGAAGAACAGUCUACCUUCCAAGUACCUUCUAGCUAUCAGAAAGAUACGAAAAGCGUACGGUCGGGGUCUACCACACCGGCCGUCGCUACCCCGGCAAUCGAAAAGGACCUCGAAAAUCUCCCUGGUUCCGAUGCCCUCACCAAGGCAGAGACGGCCGCGGAUCGCGAGUCACUGGCAGCACUGUCGGAUCGCACGCUCUCGAAGAUCAUGACCCGACCAGAGUUGAGCCAAGUCAACACCCGAGCCGACCUCGAGGCCGCCUACACCAAUGCCACGAGACAAGAAACGUUGAAGACUCAGCAAAGCAGACCCAUCAAGCCCGCGGUGACCUCUGACGGGACGAUCUUGGUUGAUUGGUACACCACCGACGACGCUGAAAACCCGCAGAACUGGUCUCGCGGCAAGAAGGCCGUCGUCGUCCUGCAGAUCUACCUCUACACCUUGGCCGUCUACAUGGGUUCGGCCAUCUUUACGCCAUCAGAACCGUACAUCGUCGAGAAGAUGGGCGUGUCCCCCAACGUCGCAGCACUCGGUCUGUCCAUGUACGUUCUCGGCUACGGUAUCGGACCUCUGAUAUUCUCACCACUCUCCGAGAUCCCCCUGAUCGGACGCAACCCACCGUACAUGGUCACUCUCGGCAUUUUCGUCAUCAUCUCCAUCCCCACCGCCGUGGUGAACAGUUUCCCUGCCCUCGUCGUUCUGCGGUUCCUUCAAGGUUUCUUCGGCAGUCCUUGUCUGGCCACUGGUGGUGCAUCCAUCGGCGACAUUUACUCCCUGCUCAAGAUGCCGUACUUCUUGACCGGAUGGGCGGCGUUCGCGACGGCAGGUCCAGCUCUGGGACCCAUCAUUUCUGGUUUCUCCGUGCCCGCCACCAACUGGCACUGGUCUUUGUGGGAGAUUGUCUGGCUCGCCGCGCCCGUGUACAUCUCUCUCUUGUUCUUUCUCCCCGAGACCUCGGCCAGCAACAUCCUGCUCCGCCGAGCCCAACGCCUGCGCAAGAUGACCGGCAACCCUAACCUGAAAUCCCAGUCCGAGAUCGACCAGGAAAAGAUGAGCGUCAACGAGGUGGUGAUUGGCAACCUCUGGCGACCUGUACAGAUCAACGCUCUCGACCCUGCCGUCCUCUUUACUAGCUUGUACACCGCCCUCAUGUACAGCAUCUUUUACUCCUUCUUCGAGGUGUUCCCUCUCGUCUACGCGACGGGCAACCCGGGCACCGCCACUCACGGCUACGGCAUGAACGCUGGGGAGAUCGGUCUGAUCUUCCUGUCCAUCUCCGUCGGAGUCAGUAUCGCCAUCGUCGUGUACAUCUGGUAUUUGCGGUACGUGUUUGAACCGGAGAUUUUGACAAAGGGACUGGGCGAACCCGAGAGACGACUCAUCCCAGCUCUACCGGCCAGUCUGUUGUUGCCCGUCGGCCUCUUUGUCUUCGCCUGGACGGGCAACUCGUCGCCCAAGAUCCACUGGAUCGUCCCGACCAUCGGGGUCGUCAUCUUCACCAUCGGAAUCUUCAUCAUGUUCCAGUGCAUCUUCAUCUACAUCCCCCUGACGUACCCGCAAUUCGCCGCCAGUCUGUUCGCCGGCAACGACUUCGCCAGGAGUUCCAUCGCCGCGGGGGCGAUCCACUUCUCGCGCCCCCUGUUUGGCAACCUCGGGGUCGGCAGAGGCGUCAGUCUGCUGGCUGGCUUGACCGUCGGCGGUAUCAUUGGUAUCUUUGUCUUGUGGAAGUUUGGGGCCGCGUUGAGAGCCAGAUCCAGAUUCGCCGCCAAAUGAGACACGCGAAAAUUAUGUGGUGGUGAUUAUGAUCUCGGUGGUGGUACGAUGUAAGAUAAAGGGAGGUUGAACUUGAUUUGCAUCGCAUUCAGCGUUGGGACAAGCAAGCGAUUGUUUUUCUUUUUUUGGGAACGCACUUUUAGAAUCUUUCUCAUGACAACGACGAGGUAUACAUUAUAGGUAAUAAUCACGGCUAAACAUCAAUACUAUGAUAAUAAUACUGCUCUUCAUUUCACCUUCCUGUACUUUGAGGUUAUGAACGUAUGUAUCAUACCUAAAGUGCACAGUUUAUCUGGUACGAAUGUUCAACAAGACUGGAACUACUACUUCGUACCAUGGACUGCCAACACUGG